AUGUCGCCCCUUGAAAUCUUCAUGCAUGCGCCCCCAAUCUCCCGAACACUAGCCGCCAUAACGUUCACACUGUCUGUUCUGGUCUACGUAGGACCCUUCGACUUCUCCCUCUUCAACCUCCAGCUGCCGUCGCUCAUCAAGCUUCCGCCAGAGCUCUGGCGAAUUUUUACAUCUCUCUUUAUCACGUGGCCAAAUUUUGGGAUUUUAUUUGACACGUAUUUUUUGUAUACUUAUGGCUCUAAGCUUGAAAUUGCCUCACCUCGAUUUUCCCAGCGAGCGGACUUUUUCACUUAUAUAUGUUUUUGUUCGGUAUUGAUCUUGCUCCUAAACAUCCUCAUCGUCUACGGAAAUGUCUUCGCUUCCCCCCUCGCCCUCUGCUUCAUCACCAGUACCACUCGCGACACCUGGGACCAACCCAUGACCCUCUUCGUCCUCAAGAUGCCCUCCCAAUACUUCCCCUACGCCCUCCUCUUCCUAACCCUCAUCGUCAGCUCCCCGCAAGCAGCCAUGAUCCAAGCCACGGGUGUCGGCGCCGCCCAUCUAUAUGACUUCCUCUCGGGCCUGUAUCCAAACUUCGGCAUCAAGAGGAAUCUGAUCUCGUCGCCGGGGCUGGUGAAGAGGGUUUUUGGGAUCCAGACUAUGGUGGAGAGGCCGUAUGGCACGGCGAAUAUGCCGGGGGUUGCCAAGGAGGCGGCGUGGGGCUUGGAUUUGUCGUGGAAGAGGUUCGGGCCGGGACGGACGUUGGGAGGGGAUGGGUCUGCAUCUGGCGUGGAGAGGCAGCGACCGACGGGUCUUGCUCUUGCUGCGAUGGUGAUGGUUGGGUUUGUCGUGGUGUGUGGCUUUCUAGCGCUUUUGUUUGUGCAGCACGGGGAUCCUCGUGCUUGGUUCUCGGGCGUCAAUACUGGUGGGGUGUUCCAGAUUGAAGGAGGAGGUGGAAGUGGCGGUGCAGGAUCGGCGAUGCCACAGGAUAUUCCCCGAAGUAAUCUAUACUUGGUGCUCGCAAAAUCCAAUAUUUCCAAUUUAAGACUAUCAGACCAGAGAGCAAAAUCUUGCUACCAUAAGUAG
Messenger RNA from Lachnellula hyalina, 1065 nucleotides. It is a transcript of the gene DER1.2, whose product is annotated as Derlin-1.2. Gene Ontology annotation, biological process: endoplasmic reticulum unfolded protein response. The transcript is spliced from 5 exons. Bases 1 to 1065 code for a protein of 354 amino acids. Gene Ontology annotation, cellular component: endoplasmic reticulum membrane; Hrd1p ubiquitin ligase ERAD-L complex. Gene Ontology annotation, molecular function: ubiquitin-specific protease binding; misfolded protein binding. Lineage: Eukaryota; Fungi; Ascomycota; Leotiomycetes; Helotiales; Lachnaceae. The record is from RefSeq and is a predicted model, not a curated record.